Biomphalaria glabrata is the source of this 787-nucleotide messenger RNA. RefSeq lists its product as uncharacterized. The record is from RefSeq and is a predicted model, not a curated record. NCBI's taxonomy places the organism in Eukaryota, Metazoa, Mollusca, Gastropoda, Planorbidae. The transcript is spliced from 9 exons. The coding region runs from base 131 to 772 and encodes 213 amino acids.
GGUAGGCUAUCCGGAGAAUAAUGGUGGUGUCACUAGUAAAAGCUUGUUCUGGAACUAAAUCUAGAUAUAAUUACUUGUUUCCAAUUCAAUGUAUGUCGAAUUGAGUUGAAAGUGUCAGGUUAAUAUAAGCAUGUGGAACAUCAUACCUGUAAUUGUGAUACUUUUAAUUUUGCCAACAUCCACAGAAGGAUGUGAUACACAAAGAAAAAUCUUUGUUACUUUAAGAAACAUAACACUUAAAGAAAACAGAGACUAUCUCAUAGAAAAUGAGAACCUGCAAACCAAUGGAUCUAUCUAUAUUGACAAGCUUUACGACAUCAAUGCCAUACAAGCGAUAUGUAAAAUUCUACACGGAGACACAAACGAAACUCUAGAAGAGUUGGACGCUUUCUUCAUUAAGGACUGUGCUACAAUGCAGAAGAACUCUUCAUUCUACUGCAUUCCUAACGGAAGUAACUUUGACGUUUUCUUAAAUAUAAAAGCAAAAAGAAUAUUCAGCAACCAUAUAAUGAGUUUGGAGUUAAAACUAACAGAUAGAAAUUGCAUUAAACAUAGCAAUUCAAUUACUGUUCCGACAAUUUAUGAAAGUUCAGAAAACAACAGUACCAUGUCAACCACAGAAAACAACAGUACCAUGACAACUACAGGUAGUCAUCAGAAUAAGAGCGGUUGGUUAUCGUGGCAUUACGUUUUAAUUGUCAUAGUGUCAGUAGCUUUUUUUGCUGCUGCUGUUGUUGUUUCCAUCUUACUCUUGCGUCGUUACAAACAGUAAGUGGAUUUGUCGAAC